AUGGGUAAACCCAAGGGAGGCAGGGCAGCUCACUUGCUGUCUCCUAUCAAGGUUUGCCGUGGCAAGACAAAGGAGAAGGCAGCAGCUGAUUCCGUGAACGGAGCCAGGGCGGCCAAAGCUUUGAAGCUUGCCAAGAAGAAGGCACUUCGUGAUGCCGUGAAGGAACGCAAGAGGAACAAGCAGUCCAAGGAGGACGCCGAGCCCGAUGCCGUGGAGACCCCCUCCAGCAAGGUCCGCCGGACUACCUCCCCCGACAGUGCGCAACGCAAGAGUGUGGCGGACUGCAUGGACGUGAAGCAGAAGGCAGUGGCUGCGGGCAAAACGGUGGCGGCUUACCUCAGCCAGCACCCUCGCAAGUCGUUGAAGAAGGACUUGGAGGCCGAAGCCGAGGAGAACUAUACUGAAAUCCUGUAA
This is a messenger RNA of Symbiodinium sp. CCMP2592, 414 nucleotides long. NCBI's taxonomy places the organism in Eukaryota, Dinophyceae, Suessiales, Symbiodiniaceae. The record is from the annotation of a GenBank genome assembly.